This is a messenger RNA of Mesorhabditis belari, 1026 nucleotides long. NCBI's taxonomy places the organism in Eukaryota, Metazoa, Nematoda, Chromadorea, Rhabditida, Rhabditidae. The record is from the annotation of a GenBank genome assembly.
AUGGCCUACCAACCACACAUCGUCGCCGCUCCUAACGAAUUCAAGCUCCCCUGGCAACCACAUGUCGGAAUCUCGGAUGUUAAGUUUGGACCCGAAGGCGCUCGUCAUUUAGUUGCAGUUACGGGAUGGGAUGGGUCGGUUUACGUCUACGAUGUACAAAGCUCCACCGACCCCAAACAGAAGAUGUUCUACUUUCACGGGCGGCCCGCGCUCAACUGUGCAUUUGCGGGAUCAUCAAAGUUGGUCAGUGCGGGCGUCGAUCGAACGGUGAAAGUGGCCGACAUUGCUACAUCAAAAACUGAGAACUUGGGCACACACGACCUCGGAGUGCGAUGUGUACGCUACAGUGACAAGCUUGGUCUCAUCGCUUCUGGUGGUUGGGAUAAUCAGAUCAAGGUAUGGGAUCCGCGAUCUCCAGGCGCCGGUGCGGCUCAACAAGGUUCGUGCUCAGAUCGCGUCUACGCAAUGGACAUCCGGGGUGAUCAAAUAAUCGUCGGCACCAGGGACAGGAAGAUCUACUUAUUCGAUAUGCGUAAUAUGCAAGAACCCGUGCAAACACGCGACAGUCCUCUCAAGUUCCAAACAAGGACGGUGGCUUUCUUCCCGUCGGACGACGCGUUUGUCGUUUCAUCGAUAGAGGGAAGGGUCGCGGUGGAGUACAUCAAUCAAUCAGCAGACGAACAAGCCAGGAAAUACGCGUUCAAAUGUCAUCGGCAAAAGGAUGCCAAUGGAAUCGAAUUGAUCUACCCUGUGAAUGCGGUCGCUUUCCAUCCAACCUACUCUUCAUUUGCUACCGGCGGUUCCGAUGCUCAAGUCAACAUCUGGGAUCCAUACAAUCGUAAACGACUCGUCCAAUUUCAUACUCAACCCACAAGCAUCGUUGGUCUCGACUUUAACGUAGAUGGAUCUCAAAUAGCGAUCGCCUCUUCAUAUGCCUACGAACAGGAAACUGAUCCAAAUCCAAUUCCCCCCUCCUCAAUCACCAUUCGAGCGUUGACCGACGGUGAUUGCCGCAUUAAAAGCGUC